AGACAAGCGCCGUGGAAGCAACAAGCAGAGAAUGAGUCGCCGGCUUCCGGAACCGGACACAUAUUGCCUGUGCAGGUCUUGCGGGGAGUAGCUGGAUGACAUGGGCAUUCAACUAGGACAGCUGAGUGCCUCCCUUUGGCCUCUGUUUGUGAUCCUGCUCCACGAUGCCCCUUGCUACCGGGGUCGGCCUUUCGGACAGGACACAGUCAACGUGGCAGUAGUAUUCAGCGGAUCCACCUACCAGGUAGAGAUCAAAGGACGGUUGAGCCGGGAGAACUUUCUGGAUCUGCCUCUUGAGGUAAACCCCAUCACAGUGCUGGUGAAUGACACAAACCCUCGGGCCCUGCUCACCCGCAUCUGUGACACACUGGCAGCCCACCAUGUACAUGGAGUGGUCUUUGAAGAUAACAUCGGCUCUGAGGCUGUUGCUCAGAUCCUGGAUUUCAUCUCCACACAGACAGCAGUGCCCAUCGUGGGCAUCAGUGGAGGAUCAGCUGUCGUUCUUCCGCACAAGGGUGAUGGCUCGACAUUUCUUCAGCUGGGCUCAUCCAUAGAGCAGCAGAUUACUGCCAUGUUCAAGGUGAUGGAGGAAUAUGACUGGGGUAACUUUGUGGUGAUCACCAGCCUAUAUCCUGGUUAUGAGACCUUUGCGGACUAUAUCCGCUCUUUCACGGACACCAGCUAUUUCCUAUGGGAGCUGCAGGAUGUACUGACCUUCGAGAUGUCAGAGGGGGCCGACGACAUCCGCACUCGUCGUACGCUGCAGCAGGUGGAUGCCCAGGUGCUGCUGGUAUACUGCUCCCAUGAGGAGGCAGACUACCUGUUCACUAUGGCGACAGAGGCUGGGCUGGUUGGGCCAGGCUACAUCUGGAUCAUCCCCAGUCUGGCUGUGGGGAACCCUGAUGUGAUGCCCCCAGACAGUUUCCCCGUGGGCCUCAUCAGCAUUGCUACGGACAGCUGGAAGAAGAGCCUACGUCAGCGUGUGCGGGACGGGGUGGCCAUCGUGGUCAAUGGUGUGGAGAGCUUCCGAAGACACCAGGGGUUUGUCCCAGAGGGUUACAGCGACUGCCAUAGCCCUAUCCAACAUCCCAACAACAACACCCUGUUCAGACACAUGUUGAAUGUGACAUGGGAACACAGGGACUUGUCCUUCAAUGAUGACGGCUACCUAACCAAUCCCUCCAUGGUGAUCAUAACUCUGGAUAGAGAGCGACAGUGGGACAAGGUGGGGAGCUAUGAGAUGGGUAUCCUCCGGAUGCGUUACCCUGUAUGGCCACGCUACGGCAGCUUCCUGGAACCCAUGUCCGACAACCGGCAUCUGACUGUGGCAACUCUAGAGGAGCGGCCCUUCGUAAUUGUUGAAAGUGUGGACCCUGACACGGGCACCUGCGUGCGCAACACAGUUCCCUGCCGUCGCCAAUCCAAUAGGACAGAGAUGAUUGCAGGUCAUUCAGAACCAUACACCAAACUUUGUUGCAAGGGCUUCUGCAUAGACAUCCUUAAGAAACUCUCUCGCACCAUAAAGUUUUCUUAUGAUCUCUAUCUGGUCACCAACGGCAAGCAUGGAAAGAUGGUCCGGGGUGUCUGGAAUGGAAUGAUUGGAGAGGUGUUUUAUAAGAGGGCCGAUAUGGCCAUCGGAUCCCUUACUAUCAAUGAGGAGCGCUCCGAAAUUAUUGACUUCUCUGUGCCAUUUGUGGAGACUGGAAUCAGUGUCAUGGUGGCUAGGAGUAAUGGGACUGUGUCCCCCUCGGCUUUCCUUGAGCCAUAUAGCCCUGCAGUGUGGGUCAUGAUGUUUGUCAUGUGCCUCACGGUGGUGGCUGUUACGGUCUUCAUCUUUGAAUAUUUCAGCCCCGUUGGAUAUAAUCGCAGCCUUGUCAGUGCCAAAGCUCCUGGUGGGCCCACCUUCACCAUUGGGAAGUCGGUCUGGCUCCUGUGGGGAAUUGUCUUCAACAACUCUGUCCCCAUUGAGAACCCCAAAGGCACUACCAGCAAGAUCAUGGUCCUUGUGUGGGCUUUUUUUGCUGUCAUUUUCCUGGCCAGCUACACUGCUAACUUGGCUGCCUUUAUGAUCCAGGAACAAUACAUUGACACAGUCUCUGGGCUCAGUGACAAAAAGUUCCAGAAGCCUCAGGAGCAUUAUCCUCCAUUUCGGUUUGGCACGGUCCCCAACGGGAGCACUGAGAGGAACAUUCGCAGCAACUAUCCAGACAUGCAUGCUCACAUGAUGAAGUAUAACCAGAAAGGAGUAGAGGAUGCCCUAAACAGCCUCAAAUCAGGGAAGCUCGAUGCCUUCAUAUACGACGCAGCAGUGCUAAAUUACAUGGCUGGCAAAGAUGAGGGCUGCAAGCUGGUCACCAUUGGCAGUGGGAAAGUAUUUGCAACUACAGGCUAUGGCAUUGCUCUGCAGAAAGACUCGCGCUGGAAGCGCCCCAUUGACCUGGCCCUACUCCAGUUCCUGGGAGAUGGAGACACCCAGAGGUUGGAGACAGUAUGGCUGUCAGGCAUCUGUCAGAAUGAGAAGAACGAGGUGAUGAGUUCCAAGCUGGACAUCGACAACAUGGCGGGGGUUUUCUAUAUGCUGUUGGUGGCCAUGGGCCUGAGCUUACUUGUCUUUGCCUGGGAGCACCUGCUGUACUGGAAGCUACGCCACUCUGUUCGCAAGUCUGACCGUCUGGAUUUCCUGCUCGCCAUCAGCAGGGGCAUAUAUAGUUGCUUCAGUGGAGUAGAGGAUCCUGACCGGUCUGUGAACAUCCAGAACCCUGAUGUCACCACCAACUAUGCCCAAGCAAACAUGCUAAAGAUGCUCCAAACUGCCAAAGACAUAGUAUCCUCGGCCAAAGUGGAGAACUCCCUGGAAAAUGCCACCAAGACCAUUGAAAACUGGAGUCGACACAAUGACAUCAAGGGUGCCCUCCAACCCAGGGUACCACAGGCAGCCCCAGGUGAAGUGGCACCAGGACGCUGCCCCUAUAUUUCCAGCAUUACUGACAACCACUUGCCCUUCUCACAGUGCCCCCUGACUCCCACAUUUGCUGUGCAGUGUGGCGAGAGUGCCAACCAGCCGCUGCUGGAGCAGCAGAGGGUGGUGCCACAGCAUGGCCCAAUCCACUACACGAUUCCCAUUCAUGGCAGCCGGCCCUACAACAGGACACUGCCCAUUUCCAGCCUCAGUAGCCCUGUAAUUAUCUCAAGGAACCCCGUGGCUGCCACUCCAGAUCCUCACCACAGUGGUGGGUUGUUUGUAGAUUCACGGCAUGAUGGCUCCACAUUCAUUCCGUACACAGAGGUUCAAGUGCCAAACCUUUAUGUGGAACGUAAAGAGCCUGCUUGCCACAAGCCCUCAUCUGAUGGCCCCAAGCGCAAGAAACGAUCUCAUAGUCACCUGGAUGAGUCCUCACGGCCGAGGCGACGGUACAACUAUGGGGAGCGGGCCAUGAGUCUCUCUGAACUGAGAGCUAACCACCUCAUGGACACCCAUGACCCUGCCACCCUGGGUGGUGUGAACAGCCUCUACUCAAAGGGUGGUGGCAGUUGCAGAUCCUGUGUUAGACCUUACUUGGAGCCAGAGCAGGAUGAUGUGCCUCUCUUGGGGAAGGAGAAGCUCAAUCGAAGGGCCUCAUUCCUUAAGGCCACCUGGGGAGGUGACAGGAUCUGCCAACUAGACGAGGGACCCCCUGCCUUGCCAGACCUGUUUCCACGUGCAGAAGCUGCCCAACCCACUAAGCUGUAUGGUACUGUGGGGAGAAGCCUGUGCUACCCGCUACCCAUGAAGCAGACCUACCUCCACUCAGGCCACCACAUCCCAUACAAGGGGCAGAGGCUGAAGUACUCACAAUCCGCCCGGCUGCCCUCUUAUCGGGAAGCAGUUUUCCAGAACACAGCUGCCCUCCGCAGGUCCUCCACCAUGCUGCACAGACACUGUGCCACCUACUUGAACUCCUACGGAGAGCUCCCACUAUACAUUGGACCAUCCGCUGUUUAUGAGCAGCCCAAGGAGAUGUGCCCCCUUUUCUCGUGUGUAGGCCAUUACCCUGAGGGCACAGCCGCUGUGCCCAGACAAGUGACUUGCCAGGAUGGUGUGUAUGGGGUGUAUGCUGACCCAGGGCGAAUUCGGGAGGAGCCUGCACUGACUGUGCCCCACAACAGAGACAAGAGGCGCAUGGUGGUUACUCAGAAGGUCACCAGUUCAUAUGUGCCAAAGAACUGGAGCAGGGUCUCCAGCCUGGAAUCUGAGGUUUGAGCACCUUAGCUCUUUCUCAACAUCUUCAGGCUGUGAUGCCGCUUGUAAUGGAUCAUUUCAAGAGAUGAAUGACUCUUAACUGACACUCAGCCUUCUCUCAAAGCAAAAACAAUUGUGUGAGGACUGAAAAAUUGUUUACUUUGUGCAAUAAUGUCUUGGCUGCAGGGAAGAAGGAGACACUUUUGUGUAGUCAUAGCUGAAACAAAUCAACUUGACUUUAAUAAGGAAUAAAACAAUAGUGAAUAGUUCUUAGUAUCUUGCAAUUAAAGGGUUGUUAUUUAUCCAUUAACAGCAUUCAGUUUUGUUCACUGGAGGCUUCCAAUACAUUAGGUCAUGCACAUUGACAGAGGGCUUCUGAAUGCGAAAACAACUUUGAUUUUUUUCCAAAAAAAGGUUAAACAUUCUUGCACUUAUUCAGACCUGACUAUCACCGGUUUGUUAAAUUCUUUUAGCAAAAGUACUGGCCAUGAACUUUGUAAAUUGUGGACAGGGGGACAUUUUUACUUGAGGAUUAUUCUCCUGCAAAGGCUCUUUGUGACUGAUUUAAGUUUAAAGCUAUUAUUCCAGCACAUAUGUUAGUGAGGCUCUUCCACUUGUUAAUAAAUAAUGGACUCAUCUUAGAAGUCCUUCUGGUAUUUUUCUUGGGUAACUGAGGCAAGACUGUGAACAUACUCUGUUAUAAGCAGUGGAAACAGAUUAGGAGCUAUGUAAUAUAAAGAGGAAAGAUAACAAUUAGAAAUUAAAUUGUGCAGAAGCUUCUGAAGUUUUUUUAGUACAAGGGGCAGGAAGACAAUGUACUGUAUGAACAGAAGCUGAAUUUUUGAAAGCCCAUGUUACCCUAUUAGAGAACCUUAAAAGAAUCUCAUCUACCCUAUAAGGUAUUAUCAACCUGAUAUAGUAGAUUGCAACAAGAAUAUAACCAUGUCAACACCUGCUUGUCCUGGGUGGAGUUGCGGCGAGCUGGAGCCAUACCCGGUAACAGAGAUUGCAGGGCCGAGGACGGAGGGGACACACCCCGGAUGGGACACCAGCCCGUUGCAUGGCACCCCAGGCAGGGCUCGACCACCAGGCCCGCCAUACAUUCGGCACAGGCCAAACCCGUCAUGCCACUGCGUCCCCCCGAAGAAUAUAAAGGCCAGUUAAAAACUGAACAGACAAGCUGUCAGAAAGAAGGCAAAAAAAUGAAUUAGAACAACAUUUGUGUUCCA
Scleropages formosus (Asian bonytongue) is the source of this 5448-nucleotide messenger RNA. It is a transcript of the gene grin2cb, whose product is annotated as glutamate receptor, ionotropic, N-methyl D-aspartate 2Cb. The transcript is spliced from 13 exons. Gene Ontology annotation, biological process: monoatomic ion transport. NCBI's taxonomy places the organism in Eukaryota, Metazoa, Chordata, Actinopteri, Osteoglossiformes, Osteoglossidae. Gene Ontology annotation, molecular function: ligand-gated monoatomic ion channel activity; signaling receptor activity. The record is from RefSeq and is a predicted model, not a curated record. Gene Ontology annotation, cellular component: membrane. The coding region runs from base 101 to 4240 and encodes 1379 amino acids.